AUGCCUUUGGAUUCCUUUCGUCAAGAACGAUUCCGAACGAUCACCUCUUCUUACUAUCGUGGUGCCCAUGGGAUCAUUGUGGUUUACGACGUCACCGACCAGGACACCUUUACCAAUGUGAAACAAUGGCUUCAGGAAAUCGAUCGCUAUGCCUGCGAAGGUGUCAAUAAAUUAUUGGUAGGAAAUAAGAGUGAUUUGCAGAACAAGAAGGUCGUGGAAUACACAGUUGCAAAGGAAUUUGCCGAUCAAUUGAAUAUUCCCUUCUUGGAAACAUCGGCUAAGAAUGCAACGAACGUUGAACAAGCCUUCUUGACAAUGGCCAAGCAAAUUAAAGACAGGAUGGGCACAACAACUGUUUCCCCUGGAACCACCACUCAAACUCUUAAAGUUGGUCCAGGCACAUCAGUACCUCAACCAUCUAGUGGAGGAUGUUGUUAG
This is a messenger RNA of Acaulospora morrowiae, 438 nucleotides long. The record is from the annotation of a GenBank genome assembly. Lineage: Eukaryota; Fungi; Glomeromycota; Glomeromycetes; Diversisporales; Acaulosporaceae.